Messenger RNA from Notolabrus celidotus (New Zealand spotty), 3867 nucleotides. RefSeq names its product pyruvate dehydrogenase kinase 2a (gene pdk2a). Gene Ontology annotation, cellular component: mitochondrion. Lineage: Eukaryota; Metazoa; Chordata; Actinopteri; Labriformes; Labridae. The transcript has 11 exons. Bases 108 to 1337 code for a protein of 409 amino acids. Gene Ontology annotation, molecular function: pyruvate dehydrogenase (acetyl-transferring) kinase activity. The record is from RefSeq and is a predicted model, not a curated record. Gene Ontology annotation, biological process: regulation of glucose metabolic process; protein phosphorylation.
GUCGCCUCUCGUUGCCUUCAUGAUAACACAGUGGGACCGUUUGGAGGAGUAGCCUAGCUUCAGAGGAUCCGGUCUCGAUCAGGACCCGAUCAGGACCCACAGCAGUCAUGAAGUUCGUCCGGUUUAUAAUGAAGAACGCCGCCUUGGCCAGCGUCCCCAAACACAUCGAGCACUUCUCUAAAUUCUCUCCUUCACCUCUCUCCAUGAAGCAGUUUCUGGAUUUCGGUUCCAUAAACGCCUGUGAGAAGACCUCCUUUGUCUUCUUGAGGCAGGAGCUUCCUGUCAGACUCUCAAACAUCAUGAAGGAAAUUAACCUUUUGCCUAACAGACUCCUCACAACCUCGUCUGUGCAGAUGGUGCAGAGCUGGUACAUACAGAGUUUAAUGGAGAUCUUGGAAUUCCUAGACAGGAAUCCAGAUGACCACAAAGUCCUGGGAGAGUUUGUUGACACCUUAGUCACGAUCAGAAACAGGCACAAUGACGUGGUGCCGACCAUGGCGCAGGGUAUCAUCGAAUACAAAGAGGCCUUUUCCCAGGAUCCAGUAACAAACCAGAACAUCCAGUACUUUCUGGACCGCUUCUACAUGAGCCGGAUCUCUAUCCGCAUGCUCAUCAACCAGCACACUCUUAUUUUUGAUGGCACCACAAACCCGGUUCACCCGAACACCAUCGGGAGCAUCGACCCUCACUGUCACGUUGGAGAUGUAGUCCAAGAUGCCUUCCACAGUGCCAAGAUGCUGUGUGACCAGUACUACCUCCGCUCCCCGGACCUGGUCCUGAAGGAGAUGAGCAGCAAUAAGAAGAGCCUUCCAGUCAGCAUCGUGUACGUGCCCUCUCACCUCUAUCACAUGCUGUUCGAGCUCUUUAAGAACGCCAUGAGAGCAACAAUAGAGACACACGACGACAACAACACCCUUCCUCCUGUGCAGGUCUUGCUAUCUCUUGGAGGCGAGGACCUGUCGAUCAAGGUGAGCGACAAAGGAGGCGGCGUCCCCUUCCGGAGGAUUGAGAACCUCUUCAGCUACAUGUACUCCACCGCUCCCGCUCCUCAGAUUGGAGAGCACUCACGACCUCCCCUGGCUGGCUUCGGCUACGGGCUGCCCAUCUCUCGACUCUACGCCAAGUACUUCCAGGGGGACCUGCAGCUCUACUCCAUGGAGGGCCACGGCACAGACGCCGUCAUCUACUUGAAGGCGCUGUCCACGGACUCCAUCGAGAGGCUGCCGGUGUACAACAAAACCACCCUGAAGAACUACAAAGUGAGCCAGGAGGCCGACGACUGGUGCAUUCCCAGCAAAGAGCCUCUGGAUCUGAGCAACUUCAAGGUGGCUAAGUGAGACUCGAACAUGCGGACGUACUGUGACGCCUUCAGAAUAAUCUGACUUUAAACUCCCACGUCACGUCCGGCGUGGGCGAUGAACAUUUUUCCUGCGUAGACGGUCAUCUCCAGGCGACAGAGGACGACAUGUCCCGUCAUAUGUCAGGCCUGGAUUUAGUAGUAGCAUGUUAUUUUCACUCCUUGUCGUACUUUUGGGUUCAUCAUAAGAAAAUAGGAAGCAGCUACUAACAGAGAACAUGUGUUACAGUCACCCAGGGGACAGUGAAAUGUUGCGUCAGCAGGGGGUUUGUGUGUGCCGACAUGCAGACUGGAGUCGUGAGAAAGUCGAGGGAAGAGGAAACACAGAGCAUGUGUUGUGUCUAAAUGAGAGGUAGGAAUAAGAGUGGGCAGAUACAGAAGAGGAGGUGUGUUCAGACCAAAAGAAAGUCGAUGUUUGAACAUAGAUCCUGCAGGUUAUUUAAACCUCAGCAGUGUGUGAGGUCGCCAAAACCUCUUUAAAAAAGAAGCAUUUCAAAUCUUCUCAUGGACAAACCUGACAAAAACAAAACCCUGAAGAGUUAUUUAUUUCUGCAUCCUUUCUGGACAUUUGUUCAAGUUGAACCAAAGUCAAACCUGUUGUAUUUUGAGUUUGUUACACUACAGGAAACAAACAUCCAGUCUAAAUGAGACCUGCUUGUAACAGAGCCGCUCCCACUCAGUCAGUGCAGCUGCAUGGAAAUCCUCACUCUGACCCCGACUCUGCUCCACGUAGCUGCAAGGUGUUGAAUUUAGCAGAGCUGUGCACAUGUAAGGACAGCUGUUGGUUCACUGAGGAGUGUGGGAAAACUAAUAUUUGUGUUCUGUGUUUAUCAAGCAAAGCAAAUAACACAACUCUACGCACAAUGUGAAGCGGACCGUUUGUUCAGCUUUUGGUCUGAGCGCAGCAGAGGAGCGUCUGAAUACUCGUGUCAUAGGAAUCAUCAGAGGUGAUCAGAGCAGAUGUAUGAUGGGCAAAAUUCCACCAGACCCGUGUCCCGGUCUGCUCCGAUCAGUCACAGCACCAGAUCUGUUUCUAUUCUAGUCAAGAUGUUAACUUCCACUGGAUCCGCUCCGUUGUCCAGCAGGUCGGAGCCCCCAGGAUCAGAUACACAAGACUUCUACUUAUUGCUGGAUGCCGGAGCAUGACGCAUCAAUCUCAACAGAGCAGAUGGAGCAGGACAGGAAGUCAGGCGCCAAAAUAAAAUAGAAGCAUCCGGUUAAUUUUCAGAAUAAAACACUCAUUUUUAACUGGACUAUGACAACAAAGUGUCAAUUUCAGCGGAGGCAGUCCUGGAGUCAAGAGGUCAGAGGUUUUCAGAGGACCAUAAAAACAACAUAGAUGGGGCACUGGUGGCCUAGUGGUCUAAGCGCCCCACAUACAGAGGCUACAGUCCUCGUCGCAGGGGUUGCCGGUUCGAUUCCCGAUCGGUCGACCAUUUCCUGCAUGUCUUCCCCCGCUCUCUAAUCCCCAUAUUUCCUGUCUCUCUUCAGCUGUCCUAUGGAAUACAGGCAAAAAAGCCAAAAAUAUAACUUAUAAAAAAAAAAAACAUUGAUGAGGAGAGGAGGAGGAGAAUCCUUGAUUCAGUGAUUACAGUGGGAAAACCUUGGUCACAUGACUCCAGCUGUCCGGCGGUCCUGCUCCUUGCUGCGUUCUGGGUGUUGACAGACAAGAGAGCACCACAGCGGAUCGGAGACAGGCUGGACACAGAUCUGGUGGAAGCCAAGUGUUAGGAGCUCCAUACGGAGGUUUUCAGUCAAACGGGAGGGCCCCUGUUGUUGAACGCUAAGAAGAGGACCAGAUUUAAGUAUCUGUAGGAACGGUCACCCAAACCUUACAGUAGCAACUUCACCCAAAGGCUCAUUUCAUUGAAAUACUUGAACUAUUUAAUCCUAAUCCUCAUGUUGCACCUUUAAGUACUGUAAUAUAGACCGGUGUGUAGAGUGGAACAAAUGUACUGCUGCUUGAAGUUUUUUGUGCUUUCUGCAUGGAGCUUUUGAUGUUUCAGCCUUUCAAAGAAUGCAAUCAGUAUUUGCAGCAACAGAUAAGAUACAGUGUUAUCUUAGAAUCUGAUUUCUGGACCAGGCUGGAUGUAUUCUGCUCUUUUCUCUGCGUUCAUACGCAUCAAAGACAAAAGAACGAACGUCGUACAGGGCCCAAUUUCUCUCUCUCUCUGUUUCCACGCUUCUUUGAAGGUUUCACGCUUUUAGCUGAGUUCAGUGGAAGCUGGUGUUAUUAAAACCCCAGAAGGCAGUGCAUGUCAUGUUGAAGCCCUCUAACAGUCUGUGAUCCAAUAAGGCGAAGGCCAGUCUCAGCUUUUUUUUAUUACACUGUGCCAUAGGAGGAGGAAAAAGGCCCGGGGUCCAUAUGUGUUAAACACAGUUUUCUUUUGUAUUAAAGUUACCUUAAUCAGAGUGUGAGAGGUUAUUUUUAUAGCUUUAUAGUGACUGAAAUGAUUGUACAUACUGUAAAUAUGAUCCAGAAAAUAAAGAACAAGUUCAGUACAAAAUGA